Messenger RNA from Cordyceps fumosorosea ARSEF 2679, 597 nucleotides. RefSeq lists its product as hypothetical. The transcript has 4 exons. The record is from RefSeq and is a predicted model, not a curated record. The coding region runs from base 1 to 597 and encodes 198 amino acids. Lineage: Eukaryota; Fungi; Ascomycota; Sordariomycetes; Hypocreales; Cordycipitaceae.
AUGGCCACGCCAGAACGUCGGCAGUUCACGUAUCCAUUUUCGCACCAGAGGAGUGACUCUGGUGCUUCGUCUGGAUAUAUGACUCCAGACCUUGACGUGAGGAGCAACCUCAAGCUAGUUCUCCAACGGACGUUCCUUGAGCCAGCACCAACCGCAACCCCGCUUCGCUUUGUCGGCCGCCGCUCGCACAGCCGCUCGCCGUGCUUUUGGAUCGAAUCACCGCUCCUGCUGUCGCUCCCGUCGCCCCCGUCGCUGCACCUGGGCUGCCCGGCUCAGCAGCUAUCUCUCACCAUUCAAUCGCAGACGAAAAAGCUGCGCGUGGACUUCCCCAAGGAGCUACCGUCGCGGCCGUGGUACCUCAGCCUAGCUGGGAGGGUGUUGAGAGAGGCUGCUGCUGAGUGCUGGGUGUCCGACGACUUUACUCCCAUCGACAAGCUGGAGUUCAUGCUUGCGGGGGAUCGGUACCUGCAUGUUGUUGCUGGCAGGGCGAACAUCUCCAACCUGCCGCUGACUCGCAUGCUGGGGGACCCAAACAGCAACCCACCAGCCAUGUGGGCACAAAAAAUACGUGUUAAAGUGUUCAGAGCCAGCGUAUGA